AUGGUUUUGCUAGUCGAAGAAAUUUGUAGCCUUCUGGAGUAUCACGCGGAUCGUGACAAGGUGGUAUCGCUAGUGAGCUACGCACUUAAGCUAUGGGGUGCCACCACGAAAAGUCCGCCAUUAUUGACAGCGAGCGUGCGGAUCGCCGGAGCGCGCGCAACGCUUCGUCUCUUCGAUGAUGCCGCCGCGCUCAGAGCUAUGAUCAGAUAUGGAUUUGGAAAGCAAGUUAGUAAAAUGGCUCCGACCAGGUCCAGGGGUGAAAAAAGAGGACAAUUGUGGACUGAAGAAGGCUUAAAAGCAGCAAUGAAUGCUGUUCAAAGAGGCUAA
Parnassius apollo (apollo) is the source of this 327-nucleotide messenger RNA. Lineage: Eukaryota; Metazoa; Arthropoda; Insecta; Lepidoptera; Papilionidae. The record is from the annotation of a GenBank genome assembly.